Alternaria novae-zelandiae is the source of this 570-nucleotide messenger RNA. RefSeq lists its product as uncharacterized. Gene Ontology annotation, molecular function: FMN adenylyltransferase activity. The transcript has 2 exons. Bases 1 to 570 code for a protein of 189 amino acids. The record is from RefSeq and is a predicted model, not a curated record. Gene Ontology annotation, biological process: FAD biosynthetic process. NCBI's taxonomy places the organism in Eukaryota, Fungi, Ascomycota, Dothideomycetes, Pleosporales, Pleosporaceae.
AUGCACAGGCGGGGUCUUACGCAGACCCCGAAUCCCUCCUCCAGCAUCGAAACCGCCGUACAAUGCGUGUACAUACAGGACGCACAUCCCUUUCCCGAGGUCGAGGAGUUCGUCGCGCAUAGUAGCAAGAUAUAUUGGCUCGCCUUGCUGGAAUACGCGAAACCCAUGAAGGCUGCCUUCGCCGACUACUUGAAAGACACGCCAUCUGUCAAGGCGAUCCUGGUGGGGACACGGCGGACGGAUCCGCAUGGCCAACAUCUGAAGUUCUUUGACCCGACCGACUCCGGGUGGCCAGCCUUUGUGCGGAUACAUCCUGUCAUAGACUGGCACUAUGUGGAUAUAUGGACCUUUAUACGUUUCCUCAACAUACCUUACUGCUCGCUAUACGACCGCGGAUAUACCUCAUUAGGUGGAACUACUGAUACUCACCCAAACCCAAAGCUCGUACGCCAGCCGUCUACGCAACAAGUACCCCAAACUGGGAAUGGGACAGGCGCCUCGAAGCCAAAGUUCAGGCCCGCAUACGAAUUGGUGGAUGACUACGAGGAAAGAUUAGGCAGAGAUAGGUAG